GAGUAUACGCACACCCCUGGCUGUUCGGCUGUUUGUGCCACUAUGCCAAACCGAUUAGGCCUGGGUGGCGGAAUAGCCGGCGAAAUCCCUGCGAAAAUCGAGGCUCUUCGUCAGAAUCAACCUGGAAGCUAUCAGAACAUCGCGUGUAUUCGAACCAAUGCUAUGAAGUACCUUCCGAACUUCUUUAAAAAGGGCCAGUUGGAGAAAAUGUUUUUCCUUUACCCAGAUCCUCAUUUCAAGCGUCACAAGCACAAGCGCCGUAUAAUUAGCCUCGCUCUUCUCACCAUUUAUGCGUAUGUUCUUAGUCCUGGUGGUCGCAUCUACACCAUGACCGACGUGCCAGAAUUGGCUGAAUGGAUGGAGACCAAAAUGUCUGCUCAUCCACUUUUCCGCAGGUCUGUAGAGAAAGCGUCAGAUGAAGAUGAUAUUGUGGGGCUCUUAGCAUGCGGGGUUACUGAAGAGGGUAAGAAAGCGGCGAGAGAGGGUCGGGGCUCAACUAUUUCCGUAUUUGAACGAAUUUCUGAUCCACCUAUGGACGAAUGA
Molecule: messenger RNA, 543 nt
Organism: Rodentolepis nana
Lineage: Eukaryota; Metazoa; Platyhelminthes; Cestoda; Cyclophyllidea; Hymenolepididae
Source: the annotation of a GenBank genome assembly